Molecule: messenger RNA, 1728 nt
Organism: Durotheca rogersii
Lineage: Eukaryota; Fungi; Ascomycota; Sordariomycetes; Xylariales; Xylariaceae
Product: 2-deoxy-D-gluconate 3-dehydrogenase
Exons: 2
Coding region: 527-1360 (277 amino acids)
Molecular function (GO): oxidoreductase activity, acting on the CH-OH group of donors, NAD or NADP as acceptor
Source: RefSeq, a predicted model, not a curated record
AAUACCUCGGUAGAAUACCUCGGAAACAGAGCUGUUGGAACCCACAUGUUACCCCCCACACUCCACCAGAUUGUGGAGAAUGAAGGCAUCGCUACGCCUGUCCCCCACGUUUCCAGUAGACCGGGUGUCGCGUCCCGAAAAGGGGCAAUAGGUCACGCACCAGUUCCGGUCGCUUAGCUAGACUGAAGAGCGUCACGGUUUCUAUGAGUGUGGAGAGAAGAGUUACUAGCGUUUCCCUGCCGCGUGCGGGCGGUGCAGAAGAAGGGGAAUGGUUCGAUUCGGAGUGAGGAUUCCGUCCAACCACGGCGUGCCCUUCGACCAACUACCUAACUGAUGCACACCAUCAGCUGCGCUCCACAUCGGUGUGCCUCGAAUUCUUGAAGAGGGGGACCCCGGCGGCGGAGCCCUCAAAGACAUCAAAAGCGCUUGCGCGGAUGCCGGGAUCCGACAUCGUGGAUUGGGUCUCGGCACUGUCGUCGGGCACGGGGUCUUCAUCAUCUUCGCCUCCCUGAACCAUCCCGAGCUGAUGCCCCUUCUCAUCCCGACAGCUAGGGCAUCCGCAGGCAUGGCAGCGGCGUAUCUAGAGAAGCUGUUUUCGCUACAGGGCCGGGUCGCGGUCGUGACAGGCGGCACCCGGGGGAUCGGCCAAGCCAUGGCGAUAUCGCUCGCGAAGGCCGGCGCCGACAUCAUCCUGAUCCAGCGAGACGAGAGCAACCUGGAGACGAAGCGCAGCAUCGAAGCGUUCGGCCGCAAGGCGCACGUAUACACAGCGGACCUGGCGAGCCAAGAGGCGGUCGGGGGACUCUCGAAGCGGAUCUUGGGCGACGGCCACGACGUCAGCAUCCUGGUGACGAGCGCGGGGAUCCAGCGGCGGCACGCGGCGCACGAGUUCCCGAUGGGGGACUGGGACGAGGUGCUGCAGGUGAACCUACGCGCGGUAUGGACGCUGUGCCGCGACCUGGGCGCGUACAUGCUGACGCGGGCGCCGCACCCGGCGACCGGCCACCGCGGUAGCGUUAUUAACGUAGCGUCGCUCGUCAGCUUCCAAGGCGGCAUCACCGUACCCGCGUACGCCGCGGCCAAGGGCGGCGUCGCCCAGCUGACCAAGGCCCUGAGCAACGAGUGGGCCUCCCACGGCGUUAACGUCAACGCCAUUGUCCCCGGCUACGUCGCUACCGAUAUGAACGAGGCCCUGAUCAAUAACCCCGAGCGCGCCGCGAGCAUCCUCGCCAGGAUCCCGGCUGGCCGUUGGGGAAAGCCGGAGGACUUCGAGGGCGCCACCGUGUUCCUGGCCGGCGCCGGCAGCCUCUACGUUUCCGGAGAGCUCUUGACCGUCGACGGCGGUUGGCUGGGGCGGUAGGGUUACGACGAGAUCAUGGGCAGGGCCCCGCGUGGGACGUUACUUGAUGUAUGGGAUACGUAGGCAGAUAGGGCAGCACAUCAGGAUAGCAGGGUAUAUCUAUACGGACUUGUGUACAAUACAGGGUCUUACCUAUCUGUUUCAUUAUCUGCUACAACCUUAGCGAGCAUGAGGCCAAACCGAAAGUACCAGAAGGGACGUAUGCUUCUCUUAAAACCGAGUAGCACAGAGGACAUGGUGAUCGCUCUCGGUGUUCUCGUUCCACUAACUAAUGGAAACCAGAAAGGAGCUAGCUUUAGGUUACGUUACUCCUAUAACUCAUACUCCAGUUGGGACUGUCCUAGCAAUUAAUAUCAUGUAAUAUGAAG